Messenger RNA from Papilio polytes (common Mormon), 1104 nucleotides. RefSeq names its product tRNA methyltransferase 10 homolog A. The transcript has 5 exons. The record is from RefSeq and is a predicted model, not a curated record. Bases 98 to 1015 code for a protein of 305 amino acids. Gene Ontology annotation, molecular function: tRNA binding. Gene Ontology annotation, cellular component: nucleoplasm; nucleus. Gene Ontology annotation, biological process: tRNA N1-guanine methylation. Lineage: Eukaryota; Metazoa; Arthropoda; Insecta; Lepidoptera; Papilionidae.
UUUGAGUCCUACAGCAUGGUUGAUAGGCAACUUUUGAAUUCGUAAAUAAUUUGAAACAAAUGACCGAAUUCAUAAUAUAUUUUGUUAUAAGGUGAUAAUGGAACUUGAUUCAAAUGAAACUAAUGAUUUGGACUUCGGUGUUGAGAAAAACUUUCGUCAAUACACACUUUUUGAUAUCUGCAAAGAUCCUGGAAUGAAAGACGAUGAAGGCAACGAACUACCGCGACCGUUUACAAAAAAUCAAAUGCGAAAAUGGUUAAAAAAAGUUCGAUGGGAAAAUAAUAAACAAGGCAAACGUGCUAAAGAGAAAGCGCGUGCAAAAGAAAGAAGAAGAAAUGCACGUGUUGCGAAUAUUGAUCUAGGACCAAGUAGAAAAACGUUAAAGAAAAUGAAGUUGGAAAAAUCUAAAAAGAACAUAGGAAUUAUAAUUGACCUUAGUUUUGACCAUUUAAUGAUUGAAAAGGAUAGAUUUAAAGUGAUUAAGCAAAUUUUAAGAUGUUACUCCAUAAACAGAAGGUCAGAAACGCCACUACAGUUUCAUUUAACAAGCCUGGGAGAGAAGGCAAAGAGUGAUAUGUCACGGCAUAAUGGUUUUGAAAACUGGGAUAUUGAAUACCAUGAACAGCCUUAUUCAGAACUAUUUCCAAAAGACAAACUGGUUUACUUAACAAGUGAGUCGGACAAUAUUAUUGAACAUUUUGAAGAAGACACAUAUUACAUAAUUGGUGGCUUAGUGGAUCAUAAUCAACACAAGGGUCUAUGUCAUAAGAUUGCUGUAGAACAAGGUAUUAGACAUUGUCAAUUGCCAUUAAAUAAAUAUGUUAACAUGAAAACAAGAAAGGUUUUAACAAUUGAUCAUGUAUUUGAGAUUGUUUUAAGAGUUUGCGAAGGUGUUCCAUGGCAGGAAUCUAUAUUGGAAGUGUUGCCACAUCGGAAAGGGGCAUACAUCUGCAAUAGUUCCUAUGAAUCAAAUACAACUGAAGAUUAUUCUAAUCCAAGUAUAAAUGGUACAUGACAGUAUAUAUUAUAUUAUAUUCAAAUACAUAAUCUGUGAGCUGUGUGUGAUUAAAAUGCAAUACAUAUUAAUAUAUUUGUUGAAUUAUA